AUGUCCGAUCCUCUUAUAUCCCAUGGGCGUCACUUCGGCCGAACAGUAUUUGCACUAUGUAAUUAUCCUUCUUUACUCACCAACAGCAUCCUUAGAUUGGAGCAGAUGGAAGAUCUCCUUUGGAAGACUUCCCUGCUGAAACGACGAGAACAUCGAGUUUUCGAACAGCUCUUGGACUCUUAUCCUGGCCUGUUGGAGCGACUAAAAACUGGGUCUGAGGAGGAAAUUAUUCAUGUUGGAGAGCUGAUCGGUAAGGGAGCUGCAGGCGUGAGAGGUGAUAAUACGAAAACAUUGAAGUCUGCAGUGCUUGAUUCGAUUUCUCCAAAAGGGGCAGCAAUUCAGCCCCCCCUACACAGGAACUCAAAGAUUGAUCGGGGAUUCAACCACGAGCUUUCCGGAUCACUGCUUUGUCCUGCUAAGUUGGACUGGAAGGACGCAGAGUAUUCUGGGGACCAAUGGCCCAUUUUCUUAUACGCCCACCAUACGUUUGAUGCGGAUGACCCAUGGUGCGGUCUUCUUAGGAGCCGCUUAUUGGCCUACAAGCAUGUCUUUACGUCUCCAAGUUCAAUCGACAAAGAACCGAAAGCCACACAGUCCGGGAAUGCUCGCCUUCAUGGCAUGAAUUCCGUCACCAUCGCGUCCAUAGCUUAUGUUGCAACUCAGGUCCGAUUUGCUAUAAGUUCUUCUUCGGUGUUCUCACGGACCCACACAACGACCGACUCAGAAACAUUUUAUCAUAGCCUCCUCGACCUCUUCGAAGAUCCUGAGGAAUCUAAGGAGGUUGAUGACCUACUCACUUGGUGGAAUCACCAAGUGUUUCCUACUUCCUCUGCCGCUAAACAACCUAUCAGCGCCAACAGUGCCUUAUCGAAAAUACGGCUCAAACGUCUUGCGAUCAAACAAGCUACAGAUUCAAACUUAAUUUCAUCAUAG
Suillus discolor is the source of this 933-nucleotide messenger RNA. RefSeq lists its product as uncharacterized. NCBI's taxonomy places the organism in Eukaryota, Fungi, Basidiomycota, Agaricomycetes, Boletales, Suillaceae. The coding region runs from base 1 to 933 and encodes 310 amino acids. The transcript is spliced from 7 exons. The record is from RefSeq and is a predicted model, not a curated record.